AUGGAGGGGGGAGCUCCCCUGGGCUUGUCAUUGCUUGUGUCCAUUCAGGCAGUCAUUUUCGUUGGCGGGCAGUCGCCUUUGUUUGUGGGCGGUUGUAAAUGUUCGUGGGUGGCUCGCCCUCGUCUCGUUCGUGGGCGCUCGUGGACAUUCGCGCGGGUGGUCGUGGACAUUCGUGGGAGCUCAUGGUUGUUGGUGGGUGCUCGUGGUUGUUGGUGGGCGCUUGCGGUCGUUGGUGGUCGUCCGUGGGCAUUCAUUUUCGUCCGUGGUCCACCACCCACACCUUCAUCCAUCGUCGUCUUCAUUUUUAGGGCAGUCGUCGUGGUCUGCCAGGCGAAACAAAGACGACGAACGACGACAUCAGUUGUCGUUCGUCGUCCGGUUGCCACGUCGCAGCUAGCGAUGUGGCACCUCAUUGGUGUCAGAAGGGAAAAAGCUGGGGUGGUGACUGCUUACCAGGCUGGGUACGGCACAACCUCGUCACCGUCGUCCUCGCCUGCCGUCGAUCUCCUUCGAUGUUUGGGUGCGCCAUGGGUGUACGUAGAUGUUGAAGUUCAAGAUCAUGCUCUGAUCACACUCACUAAGAUUCUGAGACUACAAAAUCCCGAAAAGUAG
Molecule: messenger RNA, 612 nt
Organism: Laccaria bicolor S238N-H82
Lineage: Eukaryota; Fungi; Basidiomycota; Agaricomycetes; Agaricales; Hydnangiaceae
Exons: 4
Coding region: 1-612 (203 amino acids)
Source: RefSeq, a predicted model, not a curated record